Molecule: messenger RNA, 4513 nt
Organism: Harpegnathos saltator (Jerdon's jumping ant)
Lineage: Eukaryota; Metazoa; Arthropoda; Insecta; Hymenoptera; Formicidae
Gene: Vps15
Product: vacuolar protein sorting 15
Exons: 18
Coding region: 89-4423 (1444 amino acids)
Biological process (GO): late endosome to vacuole transport; protein targeting to vacuole; protein phosphorylation
Cellular component (GO): phosphatidylinositol 3-kinase complex, class III, type II; phosphatidylinositol 3-kinase complex, class III, type I; nucleus-vacuole junction
Molecular function (GO): ATP binding; protein binding; protein serine/threonine kinase activity
Source: RefSeq, a predicted model, not a curated record
CACUGUACCCGUACAACGCGAAGUCGGUACAAAAUGAACGCUGAAUACAUCAGUUUUAUCUAAGCUCCUCUUCUAUCAUCUUAGCAAAAUGGGUAAUCAAUUAGUGGGCAUUGCGCCCAGCCAAAUAUAUCCGGUAGAACACUAUCUGACGGAUCACAGCGACUUAUUGUUCGAUAUAAAUUUAGGAAGUACUAGGUUUUUCAAAGUUGCUCGGGCCCGUAGCCAGGAGGGUCUGAUAGUGGUAAAAGUAUUUGUAAUUCAUGAUCCAACAUUGCCAUUAUCAGCCUACAAGGAUAAAUUGGAAGAAAUAAGAUCCAAAUUAGCCUCAGCCGUCAACUGCCUACCAUUUCAGCGAAUGAUUCUCACAGAAAAAGCAGGUUCAAUAAUGCGGGAAUAUGUGAAAUAUUCUCUUUAUGAUAGGAUCAGCACUAGGCCAUUUUUAACAAGUAUAGAAAAAAAAUGGGUCACUUUUCAAGUAUUGUAUGCUCUUCACCAGGCUCAUAAGUUUGGAGUUUGCCAUGGUGAUAUAAAAUUGGAGAACAUUAUGAUAACCAGUUGGAACUGGGUAUUACUCACAGAUUUUGCUAGUUUUAAACCAACAUAUUUACCAGAAGAUAAUCCUGCGGAUUUCUCAUACUUCUUUGACACAUCUAGGAGAAGGACAUGUUAUAUAGCACCUGAACGAUUUGUAAAAACGCUAUCUUCGGAAUUGAACAAUACAUUAUUAUUACCAGAACAAGAAGUAAAAACGGGUGACUUGCAUCCUAUGAUGGAUAUCUUUUCCGCAGGCUGUGCUUUAACAGAAUUAUAUAACGAAGGCCAUCCACCAUUUGAUUUUUCACAACUUUUGGCAUACAGGAACAACGAAUACUCUGUGAGUAAACACUUGGACAGUAUAGAUGACUCAGGAAUACGAGAUCUUCUUAGUUCAAUGCUGGAAAGAAAUCCAACAAACAGGAAGAGUGCGGAGCUUUACUUGUCUCAAGCUCGCGGUAUCAUAUUCCCGGAAUACUUUUACUCCUUUCUGCAGUCCUACAUGCUCAUCUUCUCCGCCGCACCCAUUUUAUCGCCGGAUGAAAAGAUAAAUAGAUUAAAAAAAGAUAUUGGUAAUAUUAUUAGUAUAUUGCGGGCAGAGGAGAACGAACGGAUGAAAACAAGUAUGACAAAAGCCGCGGAAACCAUAAAAGCCGGUCAGUGUGAGAGUAAUGUGGAAUCGAUAAGAGACGAUUCCGGUCACAGUGAGGAAAAUACGAUGGUGGAGGUUGAUAGUGAUCAAAGCUUUGAUAAGAAUGAUUUAAAUCAAAUCGACGCGAGGAACACUGGGCAAGAUAUUGAAAGUGACGUUCAGGUGGAAACAGAACCAGAGUUCAAAUCGUCCGAAGAGGAUCGUAAACAAGUGUGCGAUGCAGAAUCCGAGAAACCAGUUGCCAUGUUGACUGAAAUUCUAGAAGGACUUGUUAUCGUGACUCAACUCGUUACGUCUUGUAUCAGGGGAUUACAUCAUUCGCAAUCCAAGUUGCACAGCUUGGAGAUAUUACUGGAACUUGCUGAAAAUGUUUCCGACGAGACGAUUCUCGAUAGAAUAUUGCCUUACAUCUUCCUUUUAGUUCACGACCCGGCGCCACGAGUGCGAGUGUCGGCAAUACACACUUUAACGAAGUGUUUGCAUCUUGUGAAAUCAAUACCACCUUCGGACGUGAAUAUAUUCCCCGAGUACAUUCUACCAGGCUUAUCGCAAAUAACUCAAGACGAGGCAGUUAUUGUCAGAGCAGCUUACGCGGAGAAUAUCGCACAUCUGGCACAUAUCGCCCUGCGUUAUCUGGAGAAUGCUCAUUUGUCCAACUUGGGCAACAAAGAGGGACCAAAGCCCAGUUAUGACAGCGAACUACAAACCUUACACGAGAUGGUCCAACAAUCGGUGUCCAUGUUAUUGACAGACUCACAGAAUUUAGUGAAACAGACUCUAAUGGAAAACGGAAUAAACAAGUUGUGCGUAUUUUUCGGCAAGCAAAAGGCUAAUGAUAUUUUGCUUAGUCAUGUUAUUACGUUUUUAAACGACAAGGAAGACAAGGAAUUGAGGGGUUCCUUCUUUGAAUGUAUAGUCGGUGUCGCCGCUUACGUAGGUUGGCAUAGUAGCCCUAUAUUAUUGCCACUUCUGCAGCAAGGUUUAACCGAUCCUGAGGAAUUUGUAAUAGCAAAGGCUAUAAACGCUAUGGCAACGCUCACCGAAUUAGGUCUAUUGCACAAAUCUGCUCUCUAUCAGUUACUAGGAGAAACUAUGGUAUUUUUGGUCCAUCCAAAUCUUUGGAUACUUCAUGCGACCGUAGGAUUUAUAUCCGCGGCGGCGAGAACUCUGAAUGUGGUGGACGUCCAAUGCAAGGUUCAGACGAUGAUUCAGCCAUAUCUGAAGCACCCGCUGAUCCAGAUAGAGAAGGAGAUCUUAUUACUAGAAGCCCUUGUUUCUCCUAUACCCAGAAUAGUGUACGAUUCGGUGGUGAGAUAUAAUGACGUGGAGGAAUUGUUCCAAGUGCUGGAACAAAGACAAGCGAUUAGAACAAAAGCUGUGACAGGCAUAAUGCCGCAAUAUAACACCAUGAGCACUUCGUUAAGAAAUCUUUUCAGACGACUGAGUUCGGAGUCGAUGACGGAGGCGGUUGAAGAUCAGUUGUUGAUGAUGAGAUUGCACUUGGCAAAAAUCAAUAAGUAUCGUAACUCCGCGGACACUAAGCAGAAUACUGCCAAACCCGCGGACGGAAAGCUGGAGUUGAACGCAAUAAAGGAUCGGAUUAGACAUCAUAUCGUCAUGCUGUAUCCUGAUGCUAAGACCGACUUAUCUUUACCACCGUUCAAGAGGUCAGAUCGAAGAACGUCGGACAGCGUUGGCACGUACGCGACGAUGAAUCAAGAAUGGCGUACGAUGUUCGCAGCUCAAGACAGUAGCCAGCAUGCUAUCGUUAGAAUGUCGGACAUGACCGGAAGCAGCGGUAGCCCUAGCCAGAGCAUACACAGCGGAGACAUCCAUUUGUCUCCACAGCAUUGCCUGCCGGAUAUGGCUAGUAUAAAUUCCUUCAUGAACGAUCAUUCCCUUCACGAGCGAUCUUAUAUACAAUAUUCAUGUUUAUAUGGUUUUGCAGAUAGAUGCGCACCAUGUCGACUUGAAGUCCGACAAUUAACAUGCCGCAAGCAAGAGCAGCACGCAGCGGCAUUGAGGGCGCAGCACUGGGCCAACGUUGCUUGGGAAAGCGGCUCUAAGAGAUUGCUGCCCAACGAUUGGAGACCCCGAGGAAUCCCAGUCGCGCAUCUUCAUGAGCACAGGGCCGCGGUGAACAGGCUGGUCUCGAUAGUGGACACUUCUCUAUUUGCGAGUAGCUCUUCAGAUGGAUGCAUCAAGAUCUGGGACGCUAGCAAAAUGGAAGGACGGAAUAUUGCUAAUCGUUCUAGGCAAACAUAUAUGCACAGAGGAGGCCCGCUGGUUGGUUUAACUAUGUGCGACCAAGGGCAGUCUUUGGCGAGUUCGGCGAGUCAAUCCGGAACGGUAUUUGUAGUUCGGAUCGAACCAAACUCCAGUAAAAUGAGCGUGAUCGGCACACGUCAGUUGGAUAUUCAGGAAGAAGGAUGCGCCGUCGAUCUUCAAUAUUUAGAUUCCGGCUCACAGUCAGUUCUCGUGUACGCUUCGCUGUAUGGGUCGUUGGUAGGUUGGGAUUUACGAUGUCCUGGUACAACGUGGCGUUUAGAAAAUGAUUUGAAACAUGGGGUCAUCACGUCGUUCUGCGUGAACAGUCAUCAGCAGUGGUUGACGCUCGGCACAAGCUCAGGCAUGCAUACUUGUUGGGACCUGAGAUUUCAGCUACCAAUAACGAAAAUCAAACAUCGAAACGGGCAUAGAGUGCGAAAAGUGGUCACGCAUCCGACGGAACCUUCAUGGAUUAUUUCAGCGGUGCAAGGUAACAACGAGAUUUCCAUAUGGGAUUUAGAAACCCAUCAUCAACAACUAGUUCUAUGGGCGUCCAAAACCCCGGCGUUAACCAACAACCAAGACGGUAACAGCGUGUGUGCCCUGUAUGCUGGAUGCAUCGACUGCUCGGGCUUCCUUUUGGCUGGCGGUACCGACAUGAAGUUACGUUUUUGGGACUUGAAGAUGCCCACCGCGUCUUAUAUCGCCUUGCCUGCCGCUAACGAUGUCGUACGUCGGCUGAAUUCAUCGAAAUAUGAACAACGUGUGAUAGACGGGUCGAACGUUGUGGUUGAAUUGUUGGUGGGCGAUGAUUCUACCCCAUCCUUUAGUGGAGCCAGCAGGAACAUGGAGGAAAGCGGCCCCGAAACCCCACCCUCCGGCCAUCACGAUACAAUCUCCGCUGUAGCGAUGACCAACACGUACAUUCUGACAGGUAGCACGGAUGGCCUGAUACAAGUCUGGAAAUGAUUAUAUUCCUCGUUCCCGAACACGACCCCAAAGUUCCUCGCUCAGAUGACUAAGGGUUUUUCAGUGCACCGUGGAGUCGGUCUUCUACAA